Alexandromys fortis (reed vole) is the source of this 1002-nucleotide messenger RNA. RefSeq names its product acyl-CoA wax alcohol acyltransferase 2 (gene Awat2). Gene Ontology annotation, molecular function: retinol O-fatty-acyltransferase activity. The transcript is spliced from 7 exons. Bases 1 to 1002 code for a protein of 333 amino acids. Lineage: Eukaryota; Metazoa; Chordata; Mammalia; Rodentia; Cricetidae. The record is from RefSeq and is a predicted model, not a curated record. Gene Ontology annotation, cellular component: endoplasmic reticulum membrane.
AUGUUCUGGCCCACCAAGAAGGACAUCAAGACCGCCUUGGAGGUCCUCGCUGUUUUCCAGUGGGCCCUGAGUGCCUUUGUCAUAAUAACCACGGUGAUCCUUGUCAACCUCUACUUGGUGGUGUUCACAUCGUACUGGCCGUUCACCGUGCUGACGCUCAUUUGGCUGGCGUUUGACUGGAAGACUCCGGAGCGAGGAGGCCGUCGUUUCGCCUGUGUGAGGAGGUGGCGUCUGUGGAAACACUACUGCAAUUACUUCCCAAUCAAGAUUCUGAAGACGCAUGAUAUUUCCCCCAGCCAUAACUACAUCCUUGCCUGUCAUCCUCAUGGGCUCAUGGCCCAUUCAUGCUUUGGUCACUUUGCCACUGACACAUCAGGCUUCUCCAAGGUCUUUCCUGGCAUCACCCCUUACAUACUCACACUAGGAGCCUUUUUCUGGGUGCCUUUCUUCAGAGACUAUGUGAUGUCUACAGGGGCCUGCUCUGUGAGCCACUCCUCCAUAGACUUUCUGCUUACCCAGAAGGGCACAGGCAACAUGCUUGUCGUGGUGGUUGGUGGCCUGGCUGAAUGCAAACACAGCACGCCAGGCUCUACCACCCUGGUCUUGAAGAAUCGGCAUGGCUUUGUGCGCAUGGCCCUUCGACACGGGGCGUCUCUAAUCCCUGCUUAUGCCUUCGGAGAGACGGACCUUUAUGACCAGCACAUUUUUACUCCCGGGGGCUAUAUCAAUCGCUUUCAGAACUGGUUCCAGAAGAUGGUACACAUCUACCCCUGUGCUUUCUAUGGGCGCGGCUUUACCAAGAACUCCUGGGGCCUUCUGCCAUAUUCUCAGCCAGUAACCACUGUUGUCGGCGAACCUCUACCUCUGCCCAAGAUUGAGAAUCCGAGCCGGGAGAUUGUGGUCAAAUACCACACACUCUAUAUUGAUGCUCUCCGCAAAUUGUUUGAUCAACAUAAGACCAAGUUUGGCAUCUCGGAGACCCAGGAGCUGGUGAUAGUUUGA